Anopheles cruzii is the source of this 5004-nucleotide messenger RNA. It is a transcript of the gene Lpin, whose product is annotated as phosphatidate phosphatase LPIN2. Lineage: Eukaryota; Metazoa; Arthropoda; Insecta; Diptera; Culicidae. The transcript has 5 exons. The record is from RefSeq and is a predicted model, not a curated record. The coding region runs from base 435 to 4001 and encodes 1188 amino acids. Gene Ontology annotation, molecular function: transcription coactivator activity; phosphatidate phosphatase activity. Gene Ontology annotation, biological process: triglyceride biosynthetic process; fatty acid catabolic process; positive regulation of transcription by RNA polymerase II. Gene Ontology annotation, cellular component: nucleus.
CCGGCGUAGAAGUGUUUCUGCUUUUGCUUCCCGGUUCAGUGCUCGCGCGACUCAGUGCGCGGCCUUCGCAUAAGUUUGGAACUGAUAAUUAUCGUUCGAAACGGAAGAUUAGUACGCAUUAGCGAUGUGAUUAGUGAAAGAUUAAACGUGAAAAAGAAACAUUUAAACAAAGCGAACCAAGAACAUCCUGCUCCUGUGAGAGGAGCUGAACAUUGAUAUUAGAAUUGGUUGUGUAUUCAAUCGUCGUAGUUCUAUGUUAAAGAGAGAUAUCUGUACCGAACGUGAAACGUCAAACUACUGCGGUGUGUAAUUUGUGAAAAGAACAGUGGCCGCCCCCCCAAAAAAAAAGGGUGAACGUUACCGAAGCUAAGCACGUGCCCGUGACGGCAUCCGAUUGAGUCAUCUUUGGUGUCGCAGAGCCAAAACGCGCCAAAAUGAAUAGCAUAGUGAAUCUGUUCAGCAAUUUUAGGGAAUUCUACAGUGAAAUCAACGGGGCCACACUGACCGGCGCCAUCGAUGUGGUCGUGGUGGAGCAACCGGACGGUUCGUACCAGAGCUCACCGUUCCACGUACGGUUCGGCAAGCUGGGCGUGCUACGCAGCCGAGAGAAGGUGGUCGAUAUCGAGCUUAAUGGCGAACCGGUGGAGCUGCAAAUGAAACUGGGCGAGUCGGGUGAGGCAUUCUUUGUGGAAGAGUGGGACGAUGAUGACAGUGAGGUGCCCGCGCAUAUGGCCACCUCACCGAUACCAAGCCAUUCCUACCUGAGCAACUACGAGGGUGACGGCGCAACCGGUGCUGGCCCAUCGGGUAAAGGAGCAGCCGGUAGCGAGGCUGCCGGUGGUUCCGUGGGGCCGGUGCAGCACGCCGAAGGUUCGGUUAUGGUAAUGAUGCCCCUGGGAGGAAUGGGUACAAAUGAUGUACCCAUGGUUGUCGUCGGCGGUCUGGUGGACACGGAAGAGUCGAUGCCACGGCCUCGCCGUAAUUCGGUUGAUCUCUCGAACGAAAUGGCCGAUCUCGAGCGGGCCAAAUAUGAAAACCAAAGAUCCGAGUACCUCAAUCGGAGGCAUACCGAUAAUGUUACCAAUAGACCGGACUUGUCGCUGACGAAGAAGGAGUACACGAUGCAAAAGUUGCGCCAGGAAUGGGAAGCCGCUACCGAAGCGGAACAGGAACAGAUCUUUCACAUGGAAGGUCUAGACGAUGGAGCGCCUCCGGCUGACUGGCAGAACAGUACGCUGCUACCCAGCGGUGAAGCUGCAUCCGGUGACGUUCCGAGCCAGCUCCGAGAGGAUAAGCAAUUUAAGCCCAUCGAUGCUCAGCCAACCACCGGUGCUAGCGGCGAGACACCGGAGAUGCCUUCAACGAUAGCCGGAUCGGAGUUGAUGGGUGAUUUGGCCACCGCAGACAGUGGGCUGGAUUCGAAAUCCAAGAAAAAGCGCAGGAAGAAGUCGAUUUUGAAAAAGAAAAAUGCUCAAAGAAAAGGCUCGACCAGCAGCAGCUCCGGUGGCGGCUCGAAUCAUUCAGACCAGAACGAUGCGGCGGAAACGGACAGCUUAGCAACAACUGCCUCCCAAGCCACGGUGUCCACGGGUAGCAGUGGUUCCGCCAACGUAGCUACCGGUGGGAUAGAUCCCAAGGACGACGACACCGGUUCCUCCUCGGUGGCCGCGAAAGAAGACCGCGAGUCACUAAAGACGAACGUGAUGGUCCUUGCCACACCACACCAUCAUCACCCGGAGCUGGAUAUUCAUUUCUUCAGCGACACCGACAUCGGCAAUGGCACCAGCCCACAGCAGUCGCGCCCUUCAACGCCCAUCCAAAGCGACACCGAGUUCGAGAUUUCACAGCGCGAAAAACCGGAAACGGAAGACGAAAGGUUGCUGUAUGAUUCGUGGAAAUGGGGCGAGCUACCGACCAAGCCGGAAUCGAAAGUAGGCGAUCUGGAGGUGGCAAGCAAGCAAGCCCAGCACAACUCCAUGCUGAACGGUCUGAUGAGCUUCAUGAAGUACAACAACAAAAAGAAACGGCAGAGUGUCCCGGACGGACUGUACCUGUCGGAUUUGGAUAAGCUGCGAGAACCGGAGAUUGCUCAACUAUACUUUCCACCGCUCUCGAUUCGGAAGCAACAGCAGCAGCAGCAGCAACAGCGCGGUGGCAGCGCAGACGAAGAAGAUCGUGAAAGUGGCAACGGAACAUCGAUACCUCACAGUCCCACCUCAAUGGAGGAAGGUCCCGGUGGCUUCAAAGGUUUGGAUUCCGAUUUCGAUGAGCAUCACAACACGGAAUUGCAGCGGAACCGUGCAGAAGGAGCACAUUUCGCGGGCGGCGACGGCGGAGAUCAGAGAGCAGUCGAAUCGAUUGCUUUGUCACUCUGUGGUGGUUUGGACGCUGCCGAUGGCCCAUCGGACGAACACUUUGAGCGCAAUCGGUUGCAGUACUCGAAUGUACUCGCUGAUCCUGCAGUAUUCGGGGACCCCGACCUAGUGGUCCGGAUGAACGGCAAAUACUACAGCUGGGCGGCCGCCUGUCCACAGGUCAUGACAUUGCUGGCGUUCCAAAAAUCGCUUCCAACCGAACUGCUGGACGGGAAGAAGGGGAGCUCCAGCUCCGAUCCAGAGCAGACGAAACCGGACGAUGGGACAGAAAUCGAUCCGAGCGACGCGAACAAAUUGCAGCAAAUGCCACAAGCUCAACAGGCAACGCAGCAAAACGUAGCCGGUGGCCGAUGGUGGUACUGGCGACGUUCGAAUGAAUCGAAACCGCCUCCGGCGAGUGAUUCGCAGUUGCAACUAACUCCGACAACACCGACCGGGACCGAUGGCAAUUUAAAACCAUCGACGGCUGUUGCAACGCAAACCACUCGUUCCAACUCGCUGGACGAUGGUAAUGAAGCUGAUCCGAGUGCCACGGCAAUCGUGGGCGACAAUGCGAUUCCGUUUGGGGCAGGAGUGGGAAAAACCGUCGAUGGUCAUAAUGGUUCUCUUUCGUCCGACGAUUCCGAGCUGGCGAUGAACAAAACGCAACCGGUCGCCAUCGUACCGGGAGUGGCGCCCGAUGGCAGUGUCGACAACAGUAUGGACAAGUUGCUCUUUUUGGGCGGAGAAAAGUAUCGCAAAACACUGCGACUGUCGACGGAACGUAUUAAAGCGCUCAAUCUGCUGGACGGUAUGAACGAGGUCGUGUUCAGCGUAACCACGGCGUACCAGGGCACUACCCGUUGCAAGUGCUACCUGUUCAAGUGGAAGCACAGUGAUAAGGUGGUGAUCUCGGAUAUCGAUGGAACGAUUACGAGAUCGGACGUGCUCGGUCACAUUCUCCCGAUGGUCGGUAAAUCGUGGGAUCAGAUCGGCGUCGCCCCGUUGUUCUCCAAGAUCGAGGAAAAUGGGUACAAGAUGCUGUACCUUUCGGCUCGUGCGAUCGGUCAGGCGAAAACCACUCGCGGUUACCUGCAAUCGAUACGGCAGGGUGACGUGAAGCUUCCGGAUGGCCCGCUACUGCUCAACCCAACCUCCCUCAUGUCCGCAUUCCACCGGGAAGUGAUCGAGAAGAAGCCGGAACAGUUUAAGAUUGCCUGUUUGAACGAUAUCCGCGAGCUGUUUCCGGAGAAGAAUCCGUUCUACGCGGGCUACGGCAAUAGAAUAAAUGAUGUGUGGGCCUACCGGGCUGUGGGUAUCCCGACAUCGAGAAUUUUUACCAUCAACCCGAAGGGCGAAUUGAAGCACGACCUGACCCAAACAUUCCAAUCAACUUACUCUAAUAUGGCCUACAUCGUCGAUCAGCUAUAUCCACCCAUUAAGCAUAUGGAGGAAGAGGACAAUGAGUUCACCAGCUUCAACUACUGGCGUGAGCCGGUCCCCGACAUUGAUUUUACUACUGCUGCCUACGAUUCUCCGUCUGGAGAUGCUUCCUCAUCAACCGCCGCUUCCGGUGUGCCAACGGGCAAGAUAACACCAACGGCGACGCUGAUCCAGCAAGCUCUGCCUACCAUUCCUGAGAACUAAGCGUCGACGGAACACGUCGAUCGAUCACGCUACAGCUACAGAGCAUCAACAUGGGUUUAGGAGGAAACGUAAAAUAUUAUAAUAGCGUUCGCGAUGAUUAAGCUGUGUAGCUUCGAUGAUAUUCAACGCUUUGCCACCGCCGCAACGCUUAGUUUACGCUCCCGUGACUAGAGGGAGAAAAGGCAAGAUUUCUCCGGCGCCCAUCCGUACCGUUUUCAUACGAGCGCAGUCAGGGUGCAUUCUAGUUUGACGACUUCGGUCGAGUUCUGAGUCGUGUUAAAAGUGGUUCCGAAAAAUAGGCCAAGCAAAUUAGCGACAAAACAUUGAUGUAAUACGAGGAAAGCCUGUGCGAUCUAAGCAAUCGCGUGAUAAAGAUGGCACGUAAAAAAAAGGAUAACUUGUUCUGUAGAAGCUUACGAUUAAGGAUCUUAGCAACAGCUGCUUUUCUAUGCGCUGUUAUGGAGCCGCCACGCAGAAAGGAGAAUUGUUCCGAUGUUUGGUCUGUUUGCUUGCUCUACAAUAUUCAAAGUGAAUUAUGUGAUAAUUUCUAUUUAUUUUUUUAGCCUUUGAAGUGCUGAUAAAUUUAAGAUUUCUUUUUUUAAACAACAGCAAAGCAUGUGUUACUCAACGUGUUGCAUGAGAAAUUUACUCGACACAUCGGGAAGAGACAGUUAAAAGCCAAAACCAGUUUGAUAGGAAAAGUAGCUAGCACUUUCCUAAAUGAGAAAGCAACGCCACAAGGCAAACUCGCAGAAUGUUUCGUUUAACUUUAUAAAAGCAAUAAAGCACACACACAUCGAAAAAAGCUAAGGACAGGUUCUUUUGUUUCAAUUAGCUUCUUUGUAAUUUUAUUGCAAUUCAAGAAACAGAACGUCGGGCUGAAAGUUGUACACGAAAACAUUAGCAAGUCGCAUCGCUUUUGCUGGAACAAAUGUAGAACGAUCACAUUAUCCAUAUCUAGCAGGCAAGUGAAAAAUAAAUCGCAUUGCAACGCAUACCAUAC